AUGGCAGGGGACCAUUACAAUGCUGACUCAUUCAAAGCAUUUUUUGAAGCUUGGCUCCUCCGUCAACGAAACUAUCUCGACGACCUUCUCUCCACCGCACACGGCACUCCUCAAAACCGCGAUCUCCAAGUUUCAAUCUCUCGAAUCCUCAGCCACUAUGAGGAUUACUACGAGAAGAAAUCAAGAAUUGCCCAAACAGAUAUCUUUCUCGUUUUCACCCCACCCUGGUUCACCACCUACGAGAAGACUCUUCUCUGGAUCGGCGGAUUCCGCCCGGGGCUCAUUGUCCGGCUCGUUAACCAGUCCAUAGACGACCUCUCGGACGAGCAGGUGGUUAGAAUUAGGCGUCUUAAGGACGACACGAAGGUCGAAGAAAGGCUACUAAACAAUGACUUGGCGAAAAUUCAAGAAAAAGUGGCCGCGCCGCCGCUGUUGGAAUUUUUCCGCCACGGUGGCCACGACGGCGUAAUAGGCGGCGAGGCGGCAAUGGAGUCGUUAAAAGCGGCGUUUCAGUCGGUGCUGGCGAGUGCGGAUCUUUUGAGAAGAGAUACGGCGUUAAAAGUGACACAGAUCCUAACUCCGGCACAGACCGUGAGAUUUUUGGCCGCCGUCGCUCAGCUUCACCUUAGAGUUAGAGCGUUGGGUUUGCAAGAAGAUGCCAAACGAGAUCCCACUUGUGUCGCCUUGGAUAAAGAUCCGGUUCGAUAA
Molecule: messenger RNA, 708 nt
Organism: Cucumis sativus (cucumber)
Lineage: Eukaryota; Viridiplantae; Streptophyta; Magnoliopsida; Cucurbitales; Cucurbitaceae
Product: protein RESPONSE TO ABA AND SALT 1
Exons: 1
Coding region: 1-708 (235 amino acids)
Biological process (GO): DNA-templated transcription
Molecular function (GO): sequence-specific DNA binding
Source: RefSeq, a predicted model, not a curated record